Mollisia scopiformis is the source of this 948-nucleotide messenger RNA. RefSeq lists its product as uncharacterized. The coding region runs from base 1 to 948 and encodes 315 amino acids. The record is from RefSeq and is a predicted model, not a curated record. The transcript has 3 exons. Lineage: Eukaryota; Fungi; Ascomycota; Leotiomycetes; Helotiales; Mollisiaceae.
AUGAAGUCGUCGAGCCUCGCAGCAAUUUUCGCCACGUUUGCAAUAGGCAUGGCUAGCCCUGUUGCAGAAUUUGUCAAAUUUUUGAAACGAAAUCCUUGCGAUGGAAUCAACGCUACUCCAGUACUCUACCAUGAGUACUUGGGCGAUGUUUGUCCUCCUAUAAAUAUAAUAUCCUCGAACGGCGAUUGUUCGGGUCUUGACCCCAGUGGAAACGACUGUGCAUCGUUUUGCCAAGUUCGAACGAAUUUUGUAUACGAUACUGAAGUACCAUUUGACAACACCUAUUGUCAUGGCCCUUUUACUUGCGGAAUAACAGAGACCAAAUCAGUGACUCUCACAUACAGUACUAACAUCGGCAUCCAGGACUUGAAAGCACUGAGCGUCGGAGUCACAGGUGGCUUUAGCUAUGGCACAAUAACGGCGACAGCACGCACCUAUUCAAUUAACCUGCCACCCGGUUCCUGUGGAUAUUUCACCUUCGUACCUGUACGGAAAGAUACUUGCGGUACAAUGACAACUGCGCCAGUCGAAUGGAUGGAUAUGGGUGGAAUAGUCCCUGUACCAUAUUGUGGCGUCUCCACUGAUAUAGGGAAUUAUUGUGCAUCAGAAGCCCGCAAAAACAGCGACGGCACUGUUGACGGCGAAACAAUCUUUGUCAAGACAGACUGUAACACACGGGAGCCACUGCCUGCCGACGAACAAGAUCCUGUGUACCAAAACCCGGGGGUCCCAAUGGAUCGAGGUGUUCUUACUACUAUGAUCUUAUCUUGGCCUGAGCAAGGUCCAAAUCAGUCAGGCCCUGACAUGUCGUCAUCUGCCUGUGUGAAAUGCACGAAUGAUCUUGGGGCGAGUAGUUGUGCUGCAGCCGACAAUCAGUGUCUUAUCAAUCAAUGCACAAGCGACAGCAAUUGUCAGACUUGCGGGAUCAAUUGCACCACUGUCAGCUAA